This is a messenger RNA of Spinacia oleracea (spinach), 2884 nucleotides long. RefSeq names its product protein-tyrosine-phosphatase MKP1. Gene Ontology annotation, biological process: protein dephosphorylation. Lineage: Eukaryota; Viridiplantae; Streptophyta; Magnoliopsida; Caryophyllales; Amaranthaceae. The transcript has 3 exons. The record is from RefSeq and is a predicted model, not a curated record. Bases 393 to 2492 code for a protein of 699 amino acids.
CACAAUCUCACCCUUCAAAACCUUUCAACUUUGAAUGGCUUUUCUUCAACAUUUCUGCGCGUCUGGGUUUUUAUAUUUGGGUAUAAUUAUAAACUAAAACAAAAGAGAGAAAACCAUUCAAUUCAAUUCCCAUAGCAUCAUCUUACCUAAAACGUCACUUUCUUCCAUCAGAUUCUUCAUAGACUUGUUUGCAAGAAUUCCUUGGUCUAGGGUUUUAGGUUAGAAAAAGGUGGGCAAUUUUUUUAUAAUUUUUCCCCCAAAUUAAACAAAUAAAGAUUCAGUUCUGAGCUAUUUAUGCUUGGACCCAGUUUUUCUAUGUCCUUUCUAGGAAGAAUCCUGUAAUGGGUUGUAUCAAUUAGUCUGAAUUUCUUUUUAGGAAGGGGAUUAAUUAGAUGUUAGGACCUGGGGAUGAAGAAAGGCAAGCUAAUGCCCGGAAAACUUAUCUUAGGUCAGUUUCAUGGUCUGAUAGAUCACCUAAUAAGCCUAACCCUAGUUACCCCCGAGCUCAACCGAGCAACAAAGCUCGGUCUUGCUUACCGCCUCUUCAACCCCUUUCGAUUUCCAGACGAAAUGUAGAGGAGUGGCCUAAGGCUGGAUCAGAUGAUCUGGGGGUUUGGCCUCAACCUUCAACCCCUGGAGGUAGAAUUGGAUGUGGGUUGGGUGUAAAACCGAGUGGGAGCUUGAAAAUUGAUGAACCCGGUAGAGAGUUUGAAUCCAAUAAAGAUAGGCUUGCAUUCUAUGAGAAAGAAUGUUCAAGGAUAGUGGAACAUAUAUACUUGGGAAGUGAAGCAGUGGCUAAAAAUCGAGAUAUUUUGAGGCAAAAUAGGAUAACCCAUGUGCUGAAUUGUGUCGGGUUUGUUUGCCCCGAGUUUUUCAAGGGUGAUCUUGUGUACAAGACACUUUGGUUGCAGGACAGGCCAUCAGAGGAUAUAACAAGUAUCUUAUAUGAUGUGUUUGAUUAUUUUGAGGAUGUUAGGGAACAAGGUGGGCGGGUUUUGGUCCAUUGUUGUCAAGGGGUGUCUCGAUCUACUUCCCUGGUAAUUGCAUACCUUAUGUGGAAAGAAGGGCAAAGCUUUGAGGAUGCAUUCCAGUAUGUGAAGGCAGCUAGAGGAGUAACUAAUCCUAACAUGGGGUUUGCUUGUCAACUUCUUCAAUGUCAGAAGAGAGUUCAUGCUAUGCCGAUUAGUCCUAAUUCUAUUUUAAGGAUGUACAGGAUGGCCCCACAUUCUCCUUAUGCUCCCCUCCAUCUUGUACCCAAAUUGGUGCACCAUCCUAGUAAACUUAACCUCGAUUCCCGUGGUGCGUUUAUUGUUCACGUUCCUUCAGCCAUAUUUAUCUGGAUUGGAGAGUAUUGUAGUUCGGUGAUGUCGAAUAAUGCGAGGGUGGCUGCUCAACAGGUUGUGAAAUACGAGAGGGCACAAGGGCCUCUUUUGCCGAUAAAGGAGGGUGAAGAGCCAUCUGAGUUUUUGGAUACUCUUUGUAGUGGAGAGAUCGAGAUUAUAGAGGAUAGGACUUUGUGCAGUGGUGAAGUUGAUGAGGAAAUGGCUAAUAGUGAUAUUAGGAACAGGAAAGUUAAUGAAUAUGAUCAGGAUUUUGAGAUCUUUCACAAGGCACUUGCUGGUGGUGUUGUUCCCCCUUUUACAUCGUCAGGCUCAACGGCUGAAACUCAUCUUCCUGCUCGGGAAAAUGGAUGGGGAAGAUUGAGGAAGAAAUUCGCGAAUGGUAUUAUGAAGGGAUUUCUCUUAUCACCUAUAUCUUGUCAGAAUACUCGAUCUAUUCAUGAAAGUGAAACUGAUUCUCAACAUGAUGCAGAAGAACCUGUUUCCCCAACUGCCCACUUAUUAUUGCAGUCUACCCUUAAACAUAGUUCAUCAUAUUCUAUCUUACCUGAUACAGAUGGUGUUACUGUUGGUGAAGAAUUUGGACAGACUAGUUCUUGUAGCUCACCAGACUCUUUCUCUCCUUAUCCAGCCAACAGUCCAACAUUCAAUUCCAAGUCUCCUUCACUUUCCCCUUCAACUUCAGACUAUUCAAACCCUUUUACCUUUUCGCCCUCAUCGUCAAACUGGUCAGACUCAUCGAACUUUUCUUCACAACCUUCACCUUCAGGAUUGGAAUUUUCUGAUCAUUUGUGUACUAGGAAUUCAGCUUCCAGCGAAACUGAUUGCCUACUUAAGAAGAAAGAGGAUUCAAAAGCAUGUAUGGAUGCAUUUUCUGCUCUAAAUGGCUGGAAAUCGUUGAAUUUUUGUUAUUGUAAAGGAACUUCUCCUUCGAUUGCCGAACGCCGGGGCAGUUAUCCACCGACAUUGAUGCUAUUGCCGACAGCUGAUUCAGUUCCAGCUCGUGUCACCAAUACCUUAGUUAGAUCAUGGUCCUUUUCUCUUCCUGACUUGGGUGAGGAGAUAAAAAGUGAAAUUGUGAAUAUGGAGCUAAAACAUGGGGAGUCCGGUGAAGUAAAAACAGAUGAGCUGAUGUCGGAUGCAGAUCAGUAGAGAAAGUGGAGACAAGGAAAUUUUCAAAGAACAUCUGAGCUCAAAUUAAGUGGGAGCUCCUGCUUCGCCAAAAGCGGGAUAAUAGAAGUUUGGGCAUCCCGGGCAGUUGCCAAGACCAACUAUCUGCUUGUGAGAUGUUAUGUUAGGGGAAAUCUAAAUAUAUUGCUCCUAAUUAUAUUGGUCUAUAUAUAUGUAUAUGUAUAUGUACAUAAGAUAUACGCCUACGUGUACACUGAAAUGAACCAGCAAAUUAGAGCCAAAGCGUACAAUAAGAAAACCUUUUUUUUUUUGCUUUAGUAGGUAUGUAAAAUUACAGCAUAAGGUAAUUGUAUUUUCAAAUUGUAAGAGAAUCUUUAUAGUAAUAUAGCAGGUAACAUCAGUUGUACUCAGAA